GCUGGUCGCAAGUUUCCGUGAAGCCCGCUGCUGCUGGUGAUGGAGAAGGUUUGGUGCGAAUUGAUAUCUUCCGCAGCGUAGUGGGUGUUGAGGAGUACCAGCUGCUAGUUCCCAGUGGCGCUCCCAUUCUCGUCACUGGUCCCUGCCUAUUCAAGUGGACUUUCAAGUGGUGGGAGGAAGACGACACUUUACUACCAGCCAUGCCGGAACUAGCCAUGCUAUCUAGAAAGAUCCUCACGCGGUUGUUCAUCGUGGUUUGUGAAGUCCUUCCCGGAUUCCCUGUCUGCUGGAUGCAGGUGGCACAGUUUUUGUUGCCUCUUCUGACACCUCAAGAUGCCGUCUCGGACAUGGUCAGCUCAGAAGGCAACAUGAUGAUGCCCGCAGGGGACUUGUUGACCCGCUCACGUCGUCUCGGGUCACAGGCAGCCCCGCUUGACCUUGGGACCUUCAAUGGCUCGAGAUGGCGCAUCCCAGCAUCUGUGUUAGUUGACCACCCGCAGAUCGGGGUCAUGGUCAUCGUAUUCAUCGUGACCAUCGCAAGAAGCCUUGGGAUUGGCCGAGGCCCACGCGGUGAACGCGAGCGCCAUGUGUCCCAAGCUGAGCAGACCUACGACGUCGAUCCCCGGGCCUGGGCCAAAGCCUGGCCAGCCAUAGCUCCCAUGGCGGACUUUGACCCCACGGACUACGAUGGCAGGGACUUCUGGCUCAGAGGGGCGGGCGAUCCUUUGAACCCGGAAGAGCCGGAAGACGAACUGGGCGGCCCGAAUCCGCAGGAGCUCGCGGCCAUGUGCUUGUCCGACUUUCCUGCCGCAGAGGCUCUGGCAGCAGAGGUUCUACGGCCUGGAAACCACGUGAUCCAUCUUCAAACAGGGGCCGGCAAGACUCUCAUAGCCUUCCACCUGAUGUUGCAGGCCCUGAAACGGCAUCGCGGGAAGUUGGUGUAUUUCCUUGCCCCCACGGUGCCCCUGGUCAGGCAGCAGCAUGCAGAGUUUCAGACAGAGGUUAGGGCGAAAAGCUUGCCGAUUCAAGCUGGCAUUCUUGCUGGAGGGCGCAGAACAAACCUUGGACGUUGCCACGUGGUUUUCGCAACGCCUGGUUCCGUCCGGGAGGACAUCGUUGGAGGGGAUUUGAGCACAAUGUCUUUGAUCGUUUUGGACGAGGUGCACCAUGUCGUGGCCAAGCGGGGGAAUGGUGGCCAUGACUACUCGCACAUCGCGACGGCUUAUUCUAAACAGCCGCAUCUGCAGCGGCCGAAACUCCUUGGCUUGACGGCUUCGCCUGCUGAAAGUCUGGAGCAGACCAGGAGGCUGCUGCAGCGCCUGGAAGCCCAGCUGGUGCAAGUGCCGGAGGAGUUGGGAGCAGAGCUUCGGCAGCAGGUGCCCUCAGCGGUGCUGGUCAAGGAGGCUGUCGCUUGCAGCCCAGAGUUCCGCGCCUUCAUGGCUGCAGCAGAGACCCGAAGGAAAGAGCUGCAAAGGGAGCAGUCUGCGCUGUCGCCUGAAAGCGAUCAGUUCUUCCGUGUAACGACUCAGAUGAAGAGAGUCGCCGAGCUUGCAGCGCAUGUUCGAUGCUUCGGAUGGGACCCAGCAGCGUUUCAGGAGAUCGAGAUGCCUGAAGUUCCUGCAGAGCUGAAGCCAACAUGGGACCAGCUGCAAAAACACUCCCGACUCGGGCUUUCUCCUUGUUUUGACUGCCUUCUGUCCGCUCUUCAGCAGCAUGAUUCCGGUGAGUUUCGUUGCAUCGUGUUCGUGGAAACACGAAACACUGCAAGGAACAUGGUAAGAGCCUUGAAGUCGGUAGCUGCACGCAGAGCUGAGCUGGGCUGGCUCUUGCCUACCUGCCUAGUGGGCCAUAACAAACGAUGUGCUGAAGAGGAGGACACCAUGACCAUUGCGCAGCAGGCCGAGAUUCUGGAGAACUUUCGUCAGGGAAAUGCCAAUGUUAUGGUGGCAACCUCUGUUGCAGAAGAAGGGAUUGAUAUCCCUUGCUGCAACGUCGUUGUGCGACUGGAGCCUGCUCGGACGGUGAUCAAGUUCAUUCAAGCUCGGGGACGAGCGAGGUAUCCGAACAGUCGAUAUGUGGUCAUGUGCUGUGAUUUCGAGGAGGAGAGGCUUGUCGCAGAGGUAGAGGCACGGGGAUCCGCGCUGCAGCAGCAGCUUCGGAAUCUGAGUCCAUCCUCGACAGCUGUGAACUGCUGGAGCACUCCGGGGCCGGCGGCACUGGAGCCGAUUUUGGCCUUCGAUCCGGCAGCCCGCGCGCACUCGGACUUUCCGAACGGUCUGCGAGUUAAGCUCGAGGAGAUGGUGGUUGACAUCGACACCUUAAUGCCUACUCAGGCCACCGUCCGUAAGACUUUUUCUGAUGGUCGAUGUGUCCUAGAGACCAUGGUUCGGCUGGUGCAGCGCCCGGCCGACAUCCCAAAGCUUCCGCUGGUGUGGGUUUGCAAGGGGCGCGCGAAGUUGCUGGGCAGGCGAUCUCCUUUUUCGGAUCCCGAGAAGGAGAUCUGGCUUUCUGCAGAUAAUCGCCGCUGCUUUCUUCUUAAAGUUAUUGCCCCGUUGUGUGAUCAUCACCGCGUGCGCGUUGUCAGAAUGGAAUGGACGCAUGAGAUCGAUGCCAAGCUGAAGCAGUGCCCUCAAACCGAUGCAUGGGCAACGGACCUGAAGAGCACUGAGCGUGUCCGUCAGGAAGUUCUCGACAGGCUCACAGGCGUGGAGCGACCUCUGAAGUGCAUCAAGCAUGUCGACUCCAGGCGCUUUAAUGACAACGAAGAUUACGUGUCGAAGCUGAACUUGCACAUGCAGAAACAAAGUCGGCCACAUGCAAAACAGUCGGUCGCGGACUACGAGGAGCUUCCUCGCAGCGGUGGGUGCCACAUGGGCAGUUUCUCGUACCGGGUGCUUGUCAACGGGGAGGUCUUCCAUGGAGACCCCCAGCCAAAGGUCAAGGCAGCCAAGCAAGCUGCUGCUUAUGCUGCUUGUGUCGCGCUCGGUGUGGGACACCUCUGA
Symbiodinium sp. CCMP2456 is the source of this 3002-nucleotide messenger RNA. NCBI's taxonomy places the organism in Eukaryota, Dinophyceae, Suessiales, Symbiodiniaceae. The record is from the annotation of a GenBank genome assembly.